UUAAAUUUUGUAUAUGGAUAUAUACUUUUAUGUACACAGAAUUAUUAAAUUCAUUAAAAUUUUUAACUUUAGAUUUGCCUUUAUUGUAAAUACAAGAUUUCGAAUAACUAUUGCUAUUCAAUUCAUGAUUAGUAUAAUGAUAAUAUCCUUCUGCCUUUAUCAAUUAAAUAGGACAACAACAAAAUCUAAUUAUUUUGAAAUGGCAUUAUAUAUAUCUUGCAUGUUAACACAAAUCUUUUUAUAUUGUUGGUAUGGAAACGAAGUAAAAGUAAAGAGUUCUGAAAUGGUUGACAACAUUUUCAAAAUGGAGUGGAUGACAUUGGAUGAAAAUAGAAAGAAAUCUUUGAUGAUAAUAAUGAGGCGAUCACUUGUACCUAUUCAAAUUAGUUGUGCUUAUAUUAUUCCUAUGAAUCUUGAAUCCUUCAUGAGCAUUCUUAAGAUAUCGUAUUCUACAUAUAACUUACUUCAACAAAUAUAGGAAUGAUUUUGUAGAGCGUCAAUAGUAGCCUCGUCCUGUUUAUGUCACGAGAUCAAAUCUGAAAAGAG
Monomorium pharaonis (pharaoh ant) is the source of this 546-nucleotide messenger RNA. RefSeq names its product putative odorant receptor 92a. The transcript has 3 exons. The record is from RefSeq and is a predicted model, not a curated record. Gene Ontology annotation, molecular function: odorant binding; olfactory receptor activity. Lineage: Eukaryota; Metazoa; Arthropoda; Insecta; Hymenoptera; Formicidae. Bases 14 to 478 code for a protein of 154 amino acids. Gene Ontology annotation, biological process: sensory perception of smell; detection of chemical stimulus involved in sensory perception of smell. Gene Ontology annotation, cellular component: plasma membrane.